Messenger RNA from Toxorhynchites rutilus septentrionalis, 2185 nucleotides. It is a transcript of the gene Pal2, whose product is annotated as peptidyl-alpha-hydroxyglycine alpha-amidating lyase 2. Gene Ontology annotation, molecular function: protein binding. The coding region runs from base 460 to 1623 and encodes 387 amino acids. The transcript has 5 exons. Gene Ontology annotation, cellular component: extracellular region. Lineage: Eukaryota; Metazoa; Arthropoda; Insecta; Diptera; Culicidae. The record is from RefSeq and is a predicted model, not a curated record.
GAGAUAAACAAGAAAGCUUCUACAUACCUAUCAUCACUUCGAGUCGGAAAAGCUUUCACUUUUGUGUACUGUUUGAACAAUUGUCGUGAUAAAAGAAAACAUUGUCCCGUGUAGUGUAUUACCAGUGAUACACUACAAGAGUAGCACAGCUGCACAGGUGUCGAGUGUAAAUAAUCAAUUCUGUGUGUCCCAAAAUUGGCUUUUCACUCCUGGCCCACGAGUAGGAACGAGCGGACGUGUGUUGCUCAGCCGUCCCCAUACCUACCUACUUUUUCGACCUGGAAAGAUGACAAUUCCGGCGUUAUCUCUUCGGAAUUGAUUCCGUUUGCUGGACGCUAUAAGUCGACCAUUUUCCUAACACGACAGUAUUUCGAGAAAGUGGUUUUUUUUUUUGAUUUUUUCUAAAUAGUGUGUCGCAUUUAAAAAGGGGGUAACGUUGAAGCGAAAAAUACCACAACGAUGAGGCUGCAAUGUGAGUUAAUGUUGACACUGGUAUUCCUAUGUGGAACGGUGUGGUCGUUGUCUCAUAGAGUGCCUCCUGGACUUCCUACCAGGGAUGCUGAGUUGUUGAACAACAAUUUCUUUCGGCGACUACGCGAGAUGAUUAUGGAACGAGCGUACGAGGAUGCACUCAAUGACGUGGCAGAUGAAACUCAACAUUUGGAAAAACCUGUAGACACAUCGCAUCUGGACAGCCCCCCUAAGCCGAAACUGGUUGAGAAUUGGCCAAUGGUUAAUCACGAGUUCGGACAGGUCACAGCUGUGGCAAUCAAUCCAGCUGGUAAUCCUGUAAUAUUUCAUCGUGGACGUCGUGUUUGGAAUGAGGAAAGCUUCAACGAUACCCACUAUUACCAGCAGAUCGCAGAGGGACCAAUUGAGGAUAGCACUAUCCUCACGCUGAGUGCUCAAACAGGUGAGGUAACCGAUGAGAGUGGCAGCGGUAUAUUCUACAUGCCCCACGGUAUGACGAUCGACAAGAAUGGUAACAUGUGGCUAACCGAUGUGGGACUGCAUCAAGUGUUCAAGUUCAUGCCCGGUCACGAUUAUCCCAGCAUAACUGUUGGUCGUCGGUUCGAGCCUGGAUCAUCAAGAAACCAUCUGUGCAAGCCUACGGCAACCGCCGUAGCCACUACCGGAGAGGUAUUCAUAGCCGAUGGGUACUGCAACAAUCGGGUGCUCAAAUUAAACGCGGCAGGUCGAUUGAUACGGAUCAUUCCUCAGCCACCGGAGUUUCUGUCGUUACAGGUACCACACGGACUUACCCUGCUGGAGCAUUUGGAUUUGAUUUGUAUCGCCGACCGCGAGAACAUGAGAGUGGUUUGCCCCAAGGCUGGUCUCAAAUCAUCCUUCGGUGAAGGAACUCAAGCGGCGACCAUACAGGAACCGGAUCUUGGUCACGUAUAUGAUGUAGCCGCUUACGGAGAUCUGGUGUACGCCAUCAACGGUCCCACGGCCGAUAUGAUUCCAGUUCGUGGCUUCACCAUCGAUCCCCGAUCGGAGACCAUCAUCGAUCACUGGGGAAAGUUCACCAAUCCGCAUUCGAUUGCUUUCUGUUCCAAUGGGUCCGCCAUGUAUGUCACCGAAAUCGGACCGAAUAAGGUUUGGAAGUUUGAACUGGUUUAAGAGGGGGAAUAUCAGUCAUACACCGUAUGAAUCAUGCAGUAUGUUUAUAGAAAUAACAACAGUGAUGGAAAAUCAGUAUAUAUUACUCGGAACAGGUAUCGAAGCCGUUAGUGUAUAAUGUCCAUCAAAAAUAUUAUCCAUCACAAAGAAUAUACUUUAUAUGCAAAAAAGUAGCGCAAAAUGUCUAAGACUUACAUAAUCAAAGUGCGUAAUGCCUGCACGAAGAAAUGACCAUCAUUCUAACAUGGGAAUGUGAUUGAAAACAUGGAUUCCAGUCGUAUUUAUGAUUCGUUACUUUAACAGUUUUGGGGGUCAUCUUUAUCUCUAUUGUUUAGUGGUAUUAACAUUUUACCGGAUUCGGUUCAUAUGCUUAGCCUUCUUCUGUUGAUAUGAAAACAGCUUUUGGAAACAUAGUUGGAAGUAUUCUGAAACGAUACGUAUUUAGUAAAUGUUGAAAUUAUCUUAUAAUUGUAGUCUCCAGCAAGUGGUAAACACAAGAAUAUCAAAAUGUAGAAUACUGCUAUCACAGCAUUGUAUAAUAAAUAUUUAUACGUAGUGUUAA